UAAGACAACACUCCUCGCGAGUAAUUGCCCCGGAAUUGAUGCCAUUCCAGUGGGCGACUGAGACAGCAGCGGCUUGUGUCGAGUGUUUUGUGAAUCUUUUCACAGGUUGCUCCUCAUUUACCUAACAUUUAUUCUUAUAGUUUUUUUUUGUUUUUGCGUCAGCUUUGGACUCGGACAUCUGUGAAUGGGGAAGGCGCACCGGGUUGAAUCAGCUGUCCCCGGGAUUUCCUAAAGCCCCCCCCUCCCUCAUACGCUCGAUCGUAUUUCAGUCCUUUUUUCUCUUUUUUUGAGGGGGUGGGAGACUUGCGUAUCAGCUGUUGUUGGAUUGUGUUAUGGUUGCGCUGCAGUGAAACAGUUGGACAGCCACGUUCAGCCGGGCAUCAUGAACCUCUGGUGUCUGAAGUUAGUUCUUUUGACAGCACUUCAGGCUUUAUGUAUCUCUGUCCCCGUUUUCUCCAGAUCUACUGAAGGGAAUCGUUUGAGCAUGACUGUUCAACACGGAGCAACAGCAAAACAGAAACACUACGGGACCACAGUACCGCUUCAGCUGGUUGGACGAGACUGGAAACCCAUCAGCCAGCUCAGGUCGCAGAGUCACCCUGCAUCGCUGAAGCUCCUGAUUGAAGCGGAAGGUGAGCAGCUGCUCUUGGCUCUGGAGAAAAACGAGGGGCUGUUUGCAAGUAACUACACAGAAACCCAUUACCUGCAAGAUGGAAAUGCGGUCAGAGGCUCUCACAACUUCACGGCAAACUGCUACUACCACGGCGAGGUGGAGGGUCAUGUCGACUCGGACGUCAGCCUCAGUACAUGUGCUGGUAUCAAGGGUUUCAUAACUCUCGAAGGCAAAUCCUACGUCCUGGAACCAUCUGCUGAUCACUCCGAUGAGACUCACUGGAUCUACACAGCUGAACACCUCAAUUUCGCCUCUGGCACCUGUGGCCAUGAUUUCAACAUAUCCUACCCCACUGAAGCUGCAGCCAGCAGUCCUUUCAGGGCUUUCAGCACAAGGCAUAAACGCCACGUCCAGACUACAACGAAGUAUGUGGAGCUGAUCAUUGUGGCUGACAACAGAGAGUUUCAGAAGCAAGGCAAGGACAUGGAGAAGGUCAAGCAGCGACUGGCUGAGAUCGCCAAUUACGUGGACAAGUUCUACCGGGCUCUGAAUAUCCGCGUUGCCCUGGUGGGACUGGAGGUGUGGAGCGAUGUGGACAAGUGUCCCGUCACGCAGGACCCCUUCACCACCCUGCACGAGUUCCUGGACUGGAGGAAGGUCAAGUUGCUGCCCACGAAGCCUCACGACAACGCCCAACUAAUCAGUGGGGUCUAUUUCCAGGGCACCACCAUUGGUAUGGCCCCCAUCAUGAGCAUGUGCACAGCCGAGCAGUCGGGAGGAAUCGUCAUGGACCAUUCAGACAACCCCAUAGGCGCUGCGGUCACUCUGGCCCACGAGCUCGGACACAACUUUGGAAUGAACCACGACACCCCAGAGAGGGGGUGUGGCUGCAGAGUGACCGCGGAUCGGGGAGGCUGCAUCAUGACUCCCUCUACAGGUUAUCCGUUCCCCACGGUGUUCAGCAGCUGCAGCAAGAAGGACCUCACGGCCAGUUUCGAAAAAGGUGUCGGGAUGUGUCUGUUCAACAUGCCUGAGGUCAAGGUGCUCUACGGGGGGCAGAAAUGUGGCAACGGCUAUGUGGAGGAGGGAGAGGAGUGUGACUGCGGAGAGCUUGAGGAAUGUAUGAAUCCCUGCUGCAAUGCUUCUACCUGCACUCUAAAGGGCGAUGCUGUUUGUGCACAUGGACAGUGCUGCCAGGACUGCCAGCUCAAGCCAGCAGGCACUCCCUGCCGCGAAUCCGGUAACUCUUGCGAUCUGCCUGAGUUCUGCACCGGCACCAGCCCUCACUGCCCCGCCAACGUCUACCUGCAUGACGGCCACGCCUGCCACAACGUGGACGGCUACUGUUACAACGGCGUCUGCCAGACCCACGAGCAGCAGUGCAUCACACUGUGGGGUCCAGGAGCGAAGCCGGCGCCGGGCGUCUGUUUUCAAAGGGUCAACUCGGCGGGAGACCCCUAUGGCAACUGUGGCAAGGACUCCAGGGGCUCCUUUGCCAAAUGUGAAGCACGAGAUGCUAAAUGUGGAAAAAUCCAGUGUCAAGGAGGGGCUAACCGCCCGGUAAUUGGUACCAACGCUGUUUCCAUAGAGACAAACAUCCCCAUGCAGGAAGGAAAACGGAUACUGUGCCGAGGCACACACGUGUACUUGGGCGAUGACAUGCCCGACCCUGGCCUGGUCCUGACGGGGACCAAGUGCGGAGAUGGGCUGAUGUGUCUGAAUCGUCAGUGCCAGAACGUCAGCGUCUUCGGCGUGCAUGCGUGCUCAGCCAAGUGCAGCAGUCGAGGGGUGUGCAACAACAACAAGAACUGUCACUGCGAGGCUCAUUGGGCCCCUCCCUUCUGUGACAAGGCAGGUUUGGGAGGGAGUGUGGACAGCGGCCCCAUCAGAUUAGCAAACAGUGGGAACCUGACAGCGGGCGUGCUGGUGGCUCUCCUCGCCGUGCUGGGAGCUGGUCUGAUCAUCUGCAUCAAGAGGAAAGUCCUACUGGGCCUCCUCUUCACCAGCAAAAAGAACCCAAUUGAGAAGCUCAGAUCAGUAAGUGCUGCAAUCAGCAGCCGAUCGGCGACGAACCAGCCGCAGUCGCUGAGCACGUCUCCGUCGCGACCGGCCCCACCUCUGCCCCCCAGCGCCGCCAUCUUCAAGCCUCACCACCGGGGGGGUCCAGAGGCGGCGCUCCCACCGGCCCCUUACCCCUCCCACAGCCUGCGCAGACUGCCAAAGUGCCCCCCGGUUCACCUCAGCCACCCCGUCCCCCUGUCUCUCACCUUGUCCCUCUCUCCCGGCCCUGGGCUGGCGAGACCCCCAUUGCCUCCACCUCACGUCCACGCCGCAGCGCGGGGGGCGUCCUUUCGUGGCGCGGCCCGCCAUAACUCCUGCAGGAUGGUCAUGGAGUUGGAGAAGCCCAGUCCUCCUCAGAAACCCCUUCCUGCCGAUCCGAGGAUCUCGCAUCUGGUUCGGAGUUCCUCUGUGGUCCAGAGGCCCUCUUCUGUUUGUGGCCCCGCACAGACACCAGGUGUGCCCAGACCCGCGCGCCCUGUCCCAGACGCCAACAGACCCGGUCCCAAGCAACCACCAACGCUACCAAAGCCUUGCAUCAUUGCCAACGUCAAAUACAGCAGCUGAGAGGACGAGGGACGGGAGGGACCAUGUUGUGGCGACACACUACAAGAAUUUGCACUAUGAAAACUAUGAAAACCUUAAAAUGUGGCGGCUUCUUUGUGCAUCAGGAGAUCUGCCGUGUCCCUUUGGUGCUCCUUUCUGGUGCUACGAGUCGGUGCUCAGGUACAUGUAAAGUAUUUAUAUUCUGUAUUUAUUGCCAUGCAGUAUCUUGUCUCCUACACGGUAGCAACUCGCUUGCGUCAGUUUGACCAUUUUCUCUACGCCUCAUCGACGGUGACGGUGACAGGAGGUUAAAACGUUUUCUAAAAAGCCAACUUGUGAAAUUCUGUUGGCAGACCAUAUGAAACGUGUUUUAAUGAAGGGAACCCUUUACAUGAUGCUUUUUGUUCUGUAUAUUACAGGAGGGAGGGAGUGUGGGGGUGGGGGCGAAGAGUGUUGUGCAAUGACAGAUGAGAACAACACUUGUUGUUCAUGUGGAACUCAAUGUUUAUUAAAGGGGUAGGGAGAAAAUAAAAAGUUGUGUUACUGCAACAGUUCUGCAAUGGGAGAAGGGGGGGGACUCGAGUCUGUUCCCUCUGCAUUUGUAUUUCGGGUAACCAGUCGAUUUGGAAAAUGUCACCAACUUUCCAUAACAAGACCCAAGAGGCUCAGUUAAGGGAUCUUGGUUCUGAGGUAUGGGCUCGACAUGGAUCCAGGAAGCGUUGAUUUGUCGGAGGCAGAGCGGAUGUCUCUGCUGAAAGGUCAUGCGUGUUUCGGAGCCUUUCCUUGUGUGCCUCUCUAAGCCGAUGGGCUCUGUGUGAAACCCGGUGAAUGAAUCCCAGAGGACUUCCUCGGAGCUGUGGUCACGCAGGCGUCAUGGAGGCAUGUGAUCAGCCCGUGUCAGGCUGAACUGUUCAUGUGUGGCUCGAUAUGUUUGACAAGGACACAUUUCUGCCACUGAAAUGAAGUGUUGUCAUUUUCAAUUAUUUUUAACUUGAAUGAAGUUUUUUAAAGCCGAUAUACCCGAUCCUACAUUGCUUUGUACUUGUGGUAAUUGAAAAUGUUUGCAUAUACAUUCACACUGCGCAACUUUUCCUUUAAGCACAGCUCUCGUUCACAAAUGUGUAGGCUAAAAGGUGGCUUUGAAUUUUUGUUACUUUUGAUACAAUUAUCUUUUUAAUAAUGCACUAGAUUUACAUGCAGUGCUUUGUUUACUUUGCUUUUUCAAUGCUAUGUGUGUUCAUGUAAUAAUAUACAUUAUUUGAGUCCUGUCACCUGACUGUAUGUUAUUACCACAUGUUUCUUUUAUGUUGUGUUACAGGUGAACACAUAUCCAUGGAGAAUGCUUUUUUUUUUUAAAUAUAAUGAUUGUUUGAUACAUCAUAUGUAAAGAAAACACUUAAGUGUCUGGUGUUUUAGUAAAAACGUUUUGCAAACA
Molecule: messenger RNA, 4652 nt
Organism: Pungitius pungitius (ninespine stickleback)
Lineage: Eukaryota; Metazoa; Chordata; Actinopteri; Perciformes; Gasterosteidae
Product: disintegrin and metalloproteinase domain-containing protein 12-like
Exons: 23
Coding region: 383-3238 (951 amino acids)
Biological process (GO): proteolysis
Molecular function (GO): metalloendopeptidase activity
Source: RefSeq, a predicted model, not a curated record